AUGGCUCAGGACAAUCAAGCGCAGAUUGUUGAAAGUUUCAAGCAUAACGGGGCCGCAGAAGCAUCGAUACUUAAUGCCCCAGAGACAGAAUGGAAAGCAAGCAAAGAGGUGUUUCAAGUCCUCUUUUGCCUCUCAAUCAUCGGUUUGAUGGCCUCAUUGGACAUGACCAUCUUCCUACCUAUUCUUCCACUCAUAGCCAAAGAACUGAACGGUGAUGCCACCAGCACUUUCUGGGUAGGUAGCGCAUAUUUGGUACCCUGCGCAGCUUUCCAGCCUAUCAUGGCGUCGCUUUCCGACAUCUAUGGCAGGAGAAACAUGCUCGUUGCCUCCCUGAGCUGCUUCGUGAUCGGAUCCAUUGUGGGAUGCGUCGCUCACAAUAUGGCUACCCUCUUGGCCGGUCGUGUGAUCCAGGGUGUGGGAGGAGGUGGACUCAUUCCACUCUCAAUGAUUGUUCUCACUGAUAUUAUCCCCUUGCGUCAACGGCCCAAGUUUGCUGCCAUCGUUCAGUUGUCCAUGGCACUAGGAACUAUCCUUGGGCCCCUAAUUGGGGGCUGCUUUGAGGACUAUACCAGCCGCUCAACUGGAUGGCGCUGGGUCUUCUACAUUAAUUUUCCGCUCUCGACCGUGGCAGGAUUGAUGCUUUUCACGUCGGUCAGGUUCAAAAAAGGCGCGGUGCAACUUCGUUCGGUCGAUUGGAUCGGCCAGGCAUUGUUUAUUACGAGUCUUUCCAGCUUCUUAGUUGGUCUCUCAUGGGGCGGAGUGCAGUAUUCCUGGGGGAGCUAUCACACUUUGGUUCCACUAUGCCUCGGCGUGGGUGGAAUCGUCGCAACAGGAUUCUGGGAAUUCCUGGGGACUAAUCAUCCGUUUUUACGUCUGUCGGUACUUACGGAUCGAUCCUCCCUGGCCGUGUAUGCUGCCGCUAUUGUCCAAGGAAUUAUGAUGUACGGUGAACUGUAUUACAUCUCUCUAUACCUACAAGCCGUCAAACUUAUGUCUGCCGUCAUGAAUGGAGUCGGCCUGUUACCCGUCUCUGUCUCCCUUAUGCCCACGAGCAUAGUAGUGGCGGUCAUUAUCUCCAAAACCGGGCGGUACCGCUGGGCCCUCUGGUUCGGUUGGGUCGCUACCAUCGCAGCUACCGGCGCCACCAUCAUACUAAACAAGCACACUAGCACAGUCGCCUGGAUAUUCAUGUUCGCCGCUGUGGGCCUUGGCCAUGGGGUCCUAUUCAACGCUCUUCUGGUCGCAGCGCACGCCUCCUCGCCAGCCAAAGAUGUGGCAUACGCCGCUUCACUAUACACUUUCUUCCGGACGCUGGGUUUUGCCAUCGGUGUUAUCAUAGGUGGGACGGUGCUGCAGAAUUUCAUGGCAACAAAACUAAGUGAAUUGGGACUUCCGAGUACCAUCGCCUACAAUGCAGAAGGUUUUGUUGCCACCCUUAAAACGUUGCCAGUUGGGUCUGCGGUGCGCGAAGGGGCUCUAACUGCAUAUGUGUAUGGCCUGGACGGAGUCUUUGAGGUUAUAACGGGCAUUGGAGCUCUGGGUCUUUUAGCUACGCCAUUUGUUGCAGGACGAACUAUGAAUACACCUUUGGAGUCUGAUCAUGUCUUGCGAGAUGCAAAGGAUGGGGCAUGA
Molecule: messenger RNA, 1632 nt
Organism: Penicillium cinerascens
Lineage: Eukaryota; Fungi; Ascomycota; Eurotiomycetes; Eurotiales; Aspergillaceae
Exons: 3
Coding region: 1-1632 (543 amino acids)
Biological process (GO): transmembrane transport
Molecular function (GO): transmembrane transporter activity
Source: RefSeq, a predicted model, not a curated record